CCGGCCCUCUCUUUACGAUUGUGGUCGCACGGCUUCUCCUGUCUCUCUCUCUCUCCUCUUCCUCCACCAAAUCUCUAAAACCCUAGGGCCACAUUCGAUUUUUCAGUUCCAGUUACUCGAUUCUCUCGUUCUUUUACUAGCUCUCCUCGAUUAUUGAGUAGCUUAAUCUGAAUGGCUGACGUGGAUCAGAACUACACGCAUGUUGAAGAUAAUCAAGUAGAUGAAAAUACACAAAUAUAUGAGAAUGCUCAGGGACAGGAUAAUACACUGGAACAGGAUAAUGCUCAGGAGCCAGAGCCCUUGCACGAACUUGAGAAUGAACAUGUACAAGAAACCUUAGAGCCUGAGCAAAAGCAGGUGCAUAAUGAGGAUUCUCUGGCUGUAGUAGGUGAGAAGAAGUGGCCGGGAUGGCCAGGAGAGAGUGUUUUUCGAAUGUUGGUUCCUGCACAAAAGGUUGGUAGUAUAAUUGGUCGCAAAGGUGAGUUUAUCAAGAAAAUAGUCGAGGAAACGAGAGCUCGGAUUAAAAUUCUUGAUGGUCCUCCUGGAACAGCUGAAAGAGCUGUAAUGGUGUCUGCAAAGGAGGAACCUGAUUCUACUUUUCCUCCUGCGGUGGAUGGACUUCUGAGGGUUCAUAAACGCAUUGUUGAUGGUCUGGAGGGUGAUAAUGCUCAUGCUCCCAGCAUGGGAGGUAAAGUCUCAACGAGACUGCUAGUGGCAGCUUCGCAAGCAGGAAGUUUAAUUGGGAAGCAGGGAGGGACUGUUAAAUCCAUUCAAGAAGAGUCAAAUUGUAUAGUUAGAGUUCUUGGUUCAGAGGAUUUACCUGUUUUUGCUCUCCAAGAUGAUAGAGUUGUUGAAGUACUAGGUGAUCCAGCUGGUGUGCACAAAGCAGUGGAACUCAUUGCUUCGCAUCUUAGAAAGUUCCUGGUCGACCGUAGUAUUAUCCCAGUCUUUGAAAUGAAUAUGCAGAUGUCAAAUCCACAGAUGGAUCACAUGCCGCCACCACACCAAUCUUGGGGCCCGCCUCAGGGAAUGCCACCAAAUGCUGGGGGUGGUCCCGGCUUUGGACCGAAUCCUCAAUACAUGCCACCUCCUCGUCAGUUUGACAACUAUUACCCACCUGCUGAUAUGCCAUCAGUUAUGGAUAAGCAACCCCAUCAUGGAAUUUCUGCUUAUGGAAGGGAAGCUCCUAUGGGUGUACAUGCAUCAUCGAAUGCACAGGCAGCGCCUUCAAUUGUCACACAGACAACUCAACAAAUGCAGAUUCCAUUGUCUUUUGCUGACGCUGUUAUUGGAACUGCUGGUGCUAGUAUCAGCUACAUUCGGCGUGCUAGUGGGGCCACUGUUACCAUCCAAGAAACGAGGGGGGUCCCAGGGGAAAUGACAGUUGAAAUGAGUGGAACUGCGUCUCAAGUCCAAGCAGCCCAACAGCUUAUACAGAAUUUCAUGGCCGGUGCUGGAGCCCCAGCCCAGGCUCAAGCUGGGGCGACGACAGACCAAGGCUACAACUCUUAUGCUGCUGCUCAUGGUUCAGUCUAUGCAUCUCCCCCUGCAAACCCGGCUGCUCAUGCUGGUCAUGCUGGAGGCUAUGGCUCUGUCUACGGUACAAAUUAUGGGUACUAAGCCUUUGUAUGAUGUUCAUUCUCCUCAACCCGAGCGAUCCCACUUGGAGUCGUCGUUGUGGUGAAGAGUGGUCAGUAGAACUCCAUCAUUAGAAAGAUUUGUAUCAUGUAGCCUCCUUUUAAUCAGAUUUUUGGGAACAUAUUCUACCUGAACGUCUUGUGAUCUGCAUUAGCCUAUUUGUAUGGUUUAGAGAAUUCAGUAUCUCUGAGAUUUUAGCACCGAGUUAUUAUUGAGUUCAUGCGAUGGACAUUUUAAAAAAUGCUGCAACAUUAUCGGACAAGAAAAUUCCAACUUGCAUAAGGCUAUUA
Momordica charantia (bitter melon) is the source of this 1928-nucleotide messenger RNA. RefSeq names its product RNA-binding KH domain-containing protein (gene FLK). The record is from RefSeq and is a predicted model, not a curated record. Lineage: Eukaryota; Viridiplantae; Streptophyta; Magnoliopsida; Cucurbitales; Cucurbitaceae. Gene Ontology annotation, molecular function: RNA binding.